Messenger RNA from Myxocyprinus asiaticus (Chinese sucker), 4496 nucleotides. RefSeq names its product abhydrolase domain containing 3, phospholipase (gene abhd3). Gene Ontology annotation, molecular function: glycerophospholipid phospholipase A1 activity; acetylesterase activity; monoacylglycerol lipase activity. Bases 192 to 1430 code for a protein of 412 amino acids. Lineage: Eukaryota; Metazoa; Chordata; Actinopteri; Cypriniformes; Catostomidae. The record is from RefSeq and is a predicted model, not a curated record. The transcript is spliced from 9 exons. Gene Ontology annotation, biological process: medium-chain fatty acid biosynthetic process; medium-chain fatty acid catabolic process; phosphatidylcholine metabolic process.
GGUUGCAUUUCUAUGAGCAGCAUUGACUCGCUCCUCUGCACUUCGCCUGUUCCACGCAGAGAGAGCGCCACCCAUCUCCCCAUAUUGAAACUCCUGUUUCGGUUCACCUUUACAUUUGGACUCGCAUCAUCUCCAUCCUGCGCCCCGAGCGUCUCAGCAGCCGGAACCGAGGGGUUUACAGGGACUAGGAAAUGAUCUCGCCGGAGAUUAAUUUGAAUUUAUUUACGAGUGAGCUUUCACUUUACCUCAAAAAUCAAGUUAAAGUCGGGUUAUUCGGCUCUGGAGUGGGACUCUCUGUAGUGCUCGGGUUCAGCGCCGCAUAUGCCUGCUACUACUUGAUGUCCGUGGCUAAGAAGCCACUACUCAUUGCUGGAGGAAAAAAGUUUCAUCAGUUCCUGAGGGACAAAUGCCCCGUGGUCUCAGAGACAUACUACCCCACGUUCUGGUGCUGGGAGAGUCGAGUCCAAACACUGCUCAGGCCCUUUGUGACUGCUAAACCCUGGGUCAACUACAGAAAUGAGCUCAUUAGAGCAUCAGAUGGAGGCCAGAUCUCUCUGGACUGGUUUGACAAUGAUGACAGCACGUCCCACCCGGAUCCGUCUACGCGACCCACAGUGCUGCUGCUCCCAGGACUGACGGGCACGAGCCGUGAAUCCUACAUUCUGCAUAUGGUACAGCAUAGUCGUGAUCUGGGCUACAGAUGCGUAGUAUUCAACAACAGAGGUGUAUCUGGUGAAAAGCUAUUGACUCCCAGGACGUAUUGUGCAGCCAACACAGAGGAUCUGGAGAUAGUAGUCGAUCAUGUCCACAAGACCAUUGAAAGAGCUCCGCUCAUGGCAGCUGGGGUUUCUAUGGGCGGGAUGAUGUUGACGAACUAUCUGGGUCGUAAAGGGCGUGAGACGUGUCUGAAGGGUGUGGUGGUUUUCUCGGCAGGCUGGGAUGUGUUUGAGUGCACGGCGUCCCUGGAGAAACCCCUAGACCGUUUUCUCUUCAACUCCUACCUCACCAGCUGCCUGCAGGCAUCCGUGGACCGUCACAGAACUGUUCUUGAACAGAAAUACAACAUAGACCAUGUGAUGAAGGCUAAAACAAUCCGAGAGUUUGAUGAACGUUUUACUUCCGUCAUGUUUGGUUAUCCAACCAAUGAGGACUACUAUCGAGACGCUAGUCCCAUUCACAAGAUCAAGUCUGUGCAAGUGCCGAUGCUUUGCCUCAAUGCAGCUGAUGAUGUCUUCUCUCCAAAUCAUGCAUUUCCAGUAGAGGCAGUGAAGCAAAACCCCAAUGUGGCUCUCCUCAUCACUUGCCAUGGCGGCCACAUCGGCUUCCUGGAGGGGCUGUGGCCACGGCAGAACACCUACAUGGACCGAGUUUUCCGCCAGUUCACCAAGGCCAUCUUUGAGAACGGCAGCAGUCUAACUGACCUCCACUGACCCCCUCCUUCCAUUCCCUCAAUAGCCAUGUGCAAAAAAAUCCUGAUACAUUUCCAAAAUGAGACAUUCUUGAAGGGCACAGGUUCACUUAAAGACCAGGGUCAUUGUUUUGUUUAUUCAUUUAUGUUUUUAUUUAUUUUUAUGGUCCCAAGCACAUCUAUUUGUUUUACAUUCAUGGAACAGAAAUUGUUCUUUUCCGUUCAUACAUCCAUUCACUAGUGCACUUAUUUGUUUCUUAAUUUACAUAUGAGGCUUGUUUGUGUAUGACUCUUAUGAUAAUGUUUGAAUAUUUCCAUAUAGGGAACACUGGAUUGCUCCAUUUUUAUUGCUUGACAUCACUUUACAUUCAUCAAUGCCUUCAAUUAAUCGUACAAAUUCCAAAAAAUACAUGAAACUAUAGAUUAAGAAAAAGUAUUGGAUGAAUCGCAUGGAAAAACCUAUGCAUCAUAUUUCACCCCAGAAUCAAAAGAAAAAAAUAAGACUUUAGAUUUUGUUACAGUUACAGUAUUUACAUUCUUUACUGUGAUACAGGAUAGAAAUUCAUCAUUGUCCAGACACUUUUAAUUAAAAUCAGCAUUCAGUACAACAAAUAAUUCCAUGAUGUAUGCUUAUAAUUGUACAUAACAAAUCGUACUUUACAAUUUCAAUUUUCACAGGGGGUACUUCAAGUUAGGUCACACUGUUAUAUAAAGUACAUAAUCGUCAUACUCAAAUGUAAAAGUGUAAGUAGCUCAUGAGAAAAAUACUUAAGUAAAAGUAUUAAAGUAACUGAUAUUAAAUGUACUUAAAUAUCAAGUACAAGUAAAUGGCGUUAAGUUAAGUUAAUUAAGUUAAUUCUUUCAGGUUAAAUGGGUUUUUCAAAUGUUAUUGUUAGACAUUUUUACGAGUGCAUUGGGUCAUUAUUGUUUCAUAUACAUGGUACUUUGGUUAAAUGUAAGUGGCACCGACAUUUUAUCGACUUACUAAAUAUUACACUUAUGAACAGUUCUCGAGUAAAGGCGGGAGACCUGAACAAAUCAUAUCACACAUAACUUUAUCAGUAUUUGACGGCUUUUUCAUAAUGUAAAAGACAAAAACUGAUUAAAACUUACAUGAACCGUCUCUUCUCUAUAAGUUCCCAAGUGGAGACAAAACAAACACUGACUGGGGUUCCCCUCGUGAUUUUAAUUUUAGAUUCGUUCAGUCCAAUUUUUGAAUCGAUUUGACCAGUUCAAAAGAAUCAAAUUGAUAAAAAAAAAAAAUGGAUCCUUUUAAAUAAAGACAUACCAAUCUUUGCGUCUCUACCAUAAGAGAGUGCAUAAUGGUCAACUUGGAUCGCGUGAGUCUUCUAAGCCAAUCAUAUAAUGGCCCUGACGUCAAUGAAACACGUUCAGAGUGUUACGGCAGUAAAUCACAGUUUGCGGAUACCAUACAAAUGAACGGGGAGAGCUGUAAACUGACAUAUCUGUUGCAAAAUUGUCCACGACUUAUUUUAUAAAUCGACAAUUUUAUCGUACUCUAGUAAACUCCACACUCCAAAAGGAUUGUUUAGUGUAAAACAUGUUGAAGAUUAGUGGACUUGAGAUGAGCUGUUCUCAAGUUUGUCCUAACAAAAGCAGUUUAUUCAGCAUACUGAAGCAUCUCCUCCAUAGACAUCCAUUUAAAAAAAUGGCCUCUGGUCUCUUUGCCAGUGUACGGCUGCAUUAAGCCAAGCACACUCUACACGACUUGCAGUCAGCGCCCUGCGACUGUUUUCAAUGGUGCUAAUGUGUACACUACAAGACUGAUAGAAGACUGGGUGUAUUAACUACACGACCAUUAGUCCCUGACUGAGGCUAUGUGUACACCUGGUAUUAAGAUGCGUUUUGGGCAAUAACAAGUGUACAAGCACCAUAGAACCUGAUAAGAUAUCGCCAAAAAAUGGCACACUCUUAAUUAUACUUGCAUUUAAUAUUAGCGCAAACAUAUGCUUAGAGCAGAAUUCUCAGUUAUUUUUAUUGGAAUACAUGUAUUAACUGAACUUCUAAUGUGUGUUAUUCUCAUAUCUGUGUUUCUGCAUGUUGAUAUCAGACACACUGAAUAAUUUUGUGAAGUUUCGUAAAAAAAUACGAAAAACAGUUGAAAAUUAUGAUGUGACAGCGGGUAGUGAGAUGUGGGUGAAGUAUUAUUUUAUUUUAAAUAAUUUUUUGUCUCCUGCUUCUCAAUACCUUGCUCUCUUCUUGCGCUCUCACUAUAUUUCAUUGACUGUUGCUCAUUGUCGGUCUCUCGCUCGUCGGGACAGUGCGCACAUCUGACGACAAGACAUCUAGAUAUCAAGCUGGUUUGAAAUUUGUCAUAGCGUCUGGGAUUAGUCUCGGCAUGACGCAGGAGUGCACACACAACACACCGUUGGUCGUGCGAUCUGAGACUUCUUGCCACAGACCACUCACCGACUCAGAACAUCAAAGGAGACAAGCUUGAGUCGCGUAACUUGUGUUUUGCUAACCUUGAAGGAUCCCCCUGGUGGUGGGGCUCUAAUAUUACGUCACUAUUACUGAUCCGCAUGCAGUUUCCAUUUGCGGUGUUCAGUCGCAAAAGUAACGAAAUGGUCUGGAGAAAUGUAACAUUGUAAAAGUAUAUAUUUUUUCAUCAGAAUGAAAGUCAACAGAAAUAUUUAUAAUUGAGUUGAGUAGAUAUAUUCAAAAAAUUUACUCAAGUAUAGUAGCAAAGCAUUUGGACAAAUCUUAAUGGUCCUUAAAGUAGACGUAAUUUUCUUUACUUUUAUUAGCAUGUUCUUAUCAUCUUGUCAAAUUUCACUAGUGUAUUAUUUAAAUGAUUAGGGUUAGGUUAGGCAGCAUGGUGGCUCAGUGGUUAGUGCUGAUGCCUCACAGCAAGAAGGCCCCAGGGUCAAGUCCCAGCUCAACUGGGCCUUUCUGUGUGGAGUUUGUGUGGGUUUUCUCUGGUUACCCCCACAAGUCCAAAAACAUGAAUGUUAAAGGAAUAGUUCACCUAAAAAUUUGCUGAUAAUUUACUCACCCUCAGGUCAUCCAAGAUGAAUCUGAGUUUCUUUCUUCAUCAAAACAGAAUUUAAGAUUUUUAGGAUUUCAU